UGUUGAAACUAUUUCAGCUGACUUGACAGCCAAGGAUCACACCCACAUUGAAAGUGAUGAGUGCCAAGUCUUUAAAUAACUUAUGAUUCUUUAUAUUGUACAUACCCUUGUAUCCUAUCAAUAACUAAAUUUAUAGUGAAGUGACAAUUAUCUAAUCAUUAUAUAUAUGCCUAAGCAAUAAUACUUUUAGGUCAUGAAAGGACGAUAUGUACCGGUAUCUUAAUCUAAUUAUUGUGAAAAUACGAUAAAUAUUAUACAGGUGUUUAUUAAUGAAUAAAAGGGCUUUUAAGCUUAAAUAAAAUUUAAAAUUUCGCAAAGAGGAGGAUGAACUUUUUUGCAGUGAAAAAGCGAUUUAUUUUGAAACACCGCUCUUUACAAAAAUAGUAGUCUUUUCGUAUGUGAUGCUUAUGAAGAGCCCUAUUCGGAGGAAUGGGUUCUAAUAUCCAAUGGUCAAUUACUUCUGAUGAAAAGAAAGGAUAUGAUAAACAGUUUGAUCAAUUAAAACCGAUGGGUGGAUUUGUUCGGGGUGACCAAGCGAGAGGAUUGUUUUUAAAAUCCAGCCUAUCUCCCACUGUUCUUGGGAAAAUAUGGGAUUUGGCGGACAUGACUGGAGAUGGUAAGAUGGAUAAACAAGAAUUUGCAAUAGCUAUGAAAUUGAUAAAACUCAAGUUGCAAGGUGCAACAAUGCCAAGCAAAUUACCACCUUCCAUGAAACAACUGCCUUCUACAUUUGAUAUCUCAAGUUUUGCUCAAACUUCUCUCACAUCUUAUUCAUCUACGACGUCGGUGUUUGGUAAUAGUAGCAACAUAUCUGCGUCAUCUACAGGAUCUAGUCUGCCUUCCUCCAGUAUGACUAUGAAACCUAUGAUGACGAAUGGAACAGGUGGAAUGGGGGGUUUCAUGAUGCCAGGUAUGAGUGGAACUCUUCCGCCAAAUAUGGGAAGCAAUAAAAUGGUAAUGACUCAAAUGGCACCAACUAUGCCAAUGGUGGCACCAAGGAUGCCUGGCAUGGGAACAAUGCCGCUAAUGGGGCCGGUGCCAACACCUUCUGUUCCUACUGUAUCUGCUGCUUCCAACACAUUACCAGCAGCAAGUUCAUCAAGUCCUGGAUCAGAUUGGGCAGUUCCAAAACAAAGUAAAUUGAAAUAUAAUCAACAAUUCAAUUUGAAUGAUAGUAAUAAGACAGGAUUUUUGUCAGGCAUGCAAGCAAGAUUUAUAUUAACACAAACUGGAUUACCACAACCAAUCCUCGCACAAAUAUGGAAUCUUAGUGAUAUUGAUAAAGAUGGUAAACUAACACAAGAAGAAUUUGUACUAGCGAUGCAUUUGACUGAUCAAGCCAAAUCAGGUGCAAUUCUACCUAACUUACUCCCUCCGAAUCUUAUGCCUCCUUCAUACCGUCGAGCCACAGGAAUGUCUGCUACCAACAUUGCACCUGCUCUGAUGGGUGAUUUAACAAACCUAUUGGAUCCAGAUAAGUCAUCUAAUAAAGGAACAGAAUCGAGUAUGUUUACUACUUUCGAAGAUAAAAGGCGUGAUAAUUUCAAUAAAGGAAAUGUAGAACUGGAAAGAAGGCGACAAGCUCUUGAGGAAAGUCAAAGAAAGGAAAGGGAAAGACUGGAAAGGAAGGAAAGAGAAGAAAGAGAAAGACGAGAAAAAGAAAGGCAAGAACAAGAGAGAAGGCGUUUGGCUCAGUUACAAAGACAAUUGGAGAGACAACAAGCUGCUGAAAGAGAGAGAGAAGAAGCAAGAAAGAAGGCAAUUGAACAGAGAGAGGCUGCUCAAAGAGAAAUGGAAAGACAAAGACAAUUGGAAUGGGAAAGAAUAAGAAGAAAAGAAUUACUUCAACAAAAGUUACGAGAACAAGAGACGGUCACUGGGCUUCAUGCAAAAACAAAAGAGUUGGAUGUAGAGAUUGCUGCUUUGAGAGAGAAGAAAGAACAACUUGGAGUCAGAGUAUCUGAUGUUGAAGCGAGAGAGAGGGAUCAAAAAAUGGCGAUCGAUGCCAUGAAUAGAAGUAGAGACUUGAAAUUAUCUGCAGUUGCAAAGAGACAGGAGGAACUGAAGGGCCUAAAUAACAUGCUGAAUGCGGUCGUUCCUGAAAAGCAAAACGUUUUUGAAAAAAUGAGCAAUUUAAAAGAAAAUCAGAGUUCAGAAACGUACUCUUCAAUCAAGUCAAAUUGUAAUGCCAGAAAUGAAUCGAUGUCUGAUUUAAGGUCAUUAGUUGACAAAAACAGAAGAGAAGCUGCUGCCAAACUUAUACAGCUGGAAAAGCUCAAUACAGAAUUGAAUCAUUUGCGAGAAGAAUUAAACAAGCAUCGUCUUGGUGUCGAGGCGAUGAAUCGUGUACAGCAAGAUAAAGUUCGAGAUUUGCAAGAAGCAAGACGAGCAAAAGAAGCUUCAUUGAUUCGAAAAAAUUCGAUGGAAAAAAUCAAAAGACAACAGCAGAAGAAUGCGGCAGAAAGCUUUAUGAAGAUGAGAGAAUUAAAAGAAGCACCGUGGGAUACUCCUCAGAAUAAAUCCAAAGAAAGUGAAAUUCAUUCUGUGCAUUCAAUAGUUAGCAAUCUUGAACAGAAAGAAAAUGAAAACCCUACCAACAAUUUCAGUAAAGUACAAGUGCUUCCUCCUGCUCCUGCCCCUGAUACUAGGAAAAUCGCUGAAGAUGAAAUCAAGAAAGAAGACGUGAAGAGGCGAAUUGCUGAAAUGCAACAAAAACGACUUGAACAAAAGAAAAUGCAAGAACCUGUUUACUCAUCUGUUAAUAAACAACAAAAACAAACAACAUCCGAUGACAAUAUACCCAGUGCAAUACAGUCUACUAUCACAACCAGUGCUGCUAGCAAUAAUAUUAAUACUAAUAAAGGUUCAACAGCAAACUUGCCACGGUUUCAGGUCCUGUAUAAUUUUGAAGCCAGAAAUCAAGAUGAACUGACUAUAAAUGAGGGAGAUAUUGUUCAGGUGGAUGACAAUGAAACCACUGAACCUGGUUGGUAUUCUGGUAUUCUUAAUGGUAAGAAAGGAUGGUUUCCUGUCAAUUAUGUCGAAAAAAUUAUGGACUCUGAAUCCAGUACCCCACCUCCACCAAUCGCGAAAGAACCUGCAAAAGUACCAACACUCAUUCAACCACCACCUCAGUCUGCUAAACCUAACAGGGUGACGACUACACCCGAUACAAUACAAACUGGUGAAACAUCUGCUUUCUCUGUUGCAAGUCGAGUUCAAGACACUUCACCUAUUCCUGGAAAGGGUCAGCCAAUAGCGUCGCUAAAAUGUAAGGCGUUGUAUCCAUGGCAAGCAAAAAAAGACAAUCAUCUCACAUUCGACACAGACGAUAUUAUUGUGGUAUCAGAACAACAAGCAAUGUGGUGGUUCGGGUCCUGCAAUGGAAAUUCUGGAUGGUUUCCCAAAUCAUAUGUCAAAGAAGUUACCGCAUCGAAUGCCACAGAUCAUCAAAAACCAAGAAGUUCCCCAAUGCAAAAACGGAAAGCUCCCGUACCCCCGAAAGCAGCAGCAGUAGCAACAGCAAAAACAACAACUUCAACAGGAAAAGAUUAUGUUGCAAGCUAUACAUUUUCAAGUGCGGAAGACGGCGAUUUAAAUUUUGAAGUUGGUGAUGUGAUCCAUGUUACGCAGAUGGAUGGUGAUUGGUGGACGGGAACAAUUGGUACUCGAUCUGGAAUUUUUCCGGCCAAUUAUGUCACACUGAAAGAGAAAGAGACCAAACCUACACAAAAGUCCUCUACACCGACCGCAACAACUACGCCAUCUACGAGCUCGGGGAAAGAGAUAGCUAUUGUUAUUGCACCAUACACUGCUUCGGCUGCCAAUCAAUUAUCCUUGAAAAUGAAUCAACUCGUUUUAAUAAAGAAGAAGAAUGAUUCUGGAUGGUGGGAAGGCGAACUGCAGGCUCGGGGCAAAAAGAAACAAGUAGGAUGGUUUCCUGCUAAUUAUGUCAAGGUUCGAACUUCAGGACAAACUAAAACUAAGGCUCCUACGUCACAGCCUUCUGUUAAAAAGCCUGAAAUUUUGUGCCAAGUCAUGGCGAUGUAUGAUUACACAGCACAAAACGACGAUGAAAUUACGUUCGCACGAGGUGCUCUCAUCAGCGUAACUGACCGUAGCGAUGCUGAUUGGUGGAAAGGUUUCUUAAAAAAUAAUUCAACCACUGACGGACUUUUUCCAAGAAAUUACGUUCGAGAGUUGGGACCGAAUGAUUCAUCAGGAUCAGCUCGUUGGACUCAAGAACAAAGUGCUAUGUCAUCAGAGGAAAUUAAGAGACAACAACACAUUCAUGAACUUAUUGUUUCAGAAGAAUCAUACUUGAAGGAUUUAGAAAUGGCCAACUCCGGAUUUCAAUCACCAUUAAAAGAAAAGAAACUUCUGACAGAACAAGAACUAAACACUUUGUUUGUCAAUUGGAAUGAAUUAAUAAUGUGCAGUGCUAAAAUUGUCAAAGCGUUUCGUGUUAGAAGGAAAAACAGUGGCGAUGGCGCUCCUGGAGCUGUCGUUUCACUCAUCGGUGAUAUCUUAUGUGAACAACUUCCUCACUUACAGCCGUAUGUUAGAUUUUGCAGUUGUCAAUUGAAUGCUUCAAGCCUCCUACAAGAGAAAAUAGACAACGAUCCUGAAUUUAAAAAGUUUGUCAAGUCUUGUGAGAGUGGAAGUGACUUCAAGGGUUUACCUGUCAGUAGUUACUUAGUCAAACCAAUGCAGAGAAUCACGAAAUAUCCUCUUCUAAUAGAAAAAAUUUUAAAACAUACUCCUGAAGGUCAUGUUGAUCACAAUCACUUGAAACUUGCAUUAGAAAGAGCAGAAGAAAUCUGCUCACAAGUGAAUGAAGGUGUUCGGGAAAAAGAAAAUGCCGACAGAUUGGAAUGGAUUCAAACCCAUGUUCAACUAGAAGGAUUAAAUGAUAAACUUGUCUUCAACUCAGCAACCAAUUGCCUUGGACAGCGUCGAUUUUUGCACUGUGGAACGUUGUAUAAACAUAAAUCUAACAAAGAUUUAGUCGGAUUCCUAUUCAACGAUUUUUUACUUCUUACAACUGCCACCAGACCCCUCAAUAUGCCAGUCAAUGAUUUUAUAUUCAGUUCCAAAAAUAAUCUUCAAUUCCGUCUGUAUAAACAGCCAAUAUUUUUAAAUGAGGUUCUCAUUCGACUUCCGACCGAUCCUAGUCCAGCGGGAGGGAGCAGUACGAAUGAUGAAGAAUUAGCGGUCUUUCAUUUGUCCCAUGUCGAUAGAGUUUAUGCUCUUCGUGCUGAGAAUGUCAAUGAACGAACCGCUUGGACAAACAAAAUUAAAAAUGCUUCACAACUUUAUAUCGACACUGAGAAAAAGAAACGAGAGAAAGCUUAUCAUGCUCGAUCACAAAGGACUGCCGGCAUUGGAAGACUAAUGGUUAAUAUUGUUGAAGGUUGCAAUCUUGUUAAAAACACCAAUGGGAGAAAUGAUCCAUAUUGUGAAGUAACAAUGGGAGUGCAAAGUCAUUUGACAAAAACAAUUCAGGAUACACAAAAUCCAAAAUGGGGGACAAGUAUGCAGUUUUUUGUCAAGGAUAUCAAAGAAGAUGUUUUGUGCAUUUCUGUUUUCCAGAAAGACAUGUUCUCUCCUGAUGAUUUUCUUGGACGAACUGAAAUCAAAGUGUCGGAUAUCAAACGAGACACUGCAGAAAGCAAAGGACCUCUAACCAAACGAUUACUUCUUCAUGAAGUUGAAUCCGGAGAGGUCGUCGUCAAAGUGGAUUUGCAACUUUUUGAGCAAGACACAAAGUAACAAUGUCUUAUCGAAAUAAAAAUAAUAUUUGUAUGUUGGAAUACCCUCAAGAUUCAAUAGGAUUAAUAAAUGAGUAUGUCAUCAACUCAUAGUGCUUAAAAAGAACAAGUUAAAAAAAAAAACAAUGAUUUUAAUCUUGGUGCAACCCUAGAUGCCACUUUUCAAAAUUUGCAUGUGAGAUCGGGGCGUCUAAAAACAGAAUCCAUAAAUUUCCUAAUUAUACAAAACGUGUGAACCCCUAUUUGUGUAUGAUUGUACAUAAAAGUUUAACCUCUGUUUGGUUAUGACUAUACCCAAAAGUUUCGAUAAUCUGGAACGCUAGGACACAAAAGUUCUCUCUAUAAUAUGUUCCAAAUAACUUGGGUUUAUUUGGGUCACCCUGUAGGGUCUAUAAAUUACUAACAGUGAAUUCAUGAAAUCUCUAUUUAUGACAGAAAACCUAUUUUGUACAAUAAAUAAAUAUGAACCGCAUUUAUUAUUCUGUUGUCAAAAUUUAAUAUAUUCAAAUCCGUAAAUAAGUCUGUAUAGUCGAAUCACUUAAUUACUAGUUUACUACCAUGUAUCAUCUUUUCCUUCACUUGAAAUAAUUCCACUUUUAUUAUUUUGUUUUUAAAUUCCUAUUUCUCAUUCCAAUUAUGUAUGUCAAAUCUAUUAUUCUUAAUUAUAUUAUUUUUUUCAACAUUGUGUUUUAUUCACUUCACAUAUAAUAUAUUUCCUUGAUGUUAGAAAAUACUAUUAAAAAUCAUGUUUUGUUUCAUAUCAUUCUCAAGUCAUUGAUCUGUAAAUAUUGAAAAUGGUAAAUUUGUUUUCAUAGAACUGGGCAUUGCCUAAAAAUGAUCCGUGUUUUAUAUAUUGUCAAACAGUUCUUUGUACACUGAACAUAAAAAUGCUGUGUUUUCGGCCAUAAUAAAUACAUGGUGGUCGCCAGAAAAGCAGAAAAAUUGAAAGUCAGAUGGUUUAGGUUGAUUUGGAACGAUAUCCCACAAAUUACCGUAUCUAUCAAAACGCUACACAAGCUUGGACUUCUAGAUUAAGACAUUGUUCUGAAGUGCACGAACGACAUUUUGAGCAGCUAUGAGUGGUAAUAUAACAUAUGCCUCUAAAAAAGUUUAUUUUCGUAAAAAUAAACAGCUGUUUGACAAUUUUCUCUUUUUCUAUCGACCACCCUGUGUAUCUAAAUAUUGUAUUCUGUUUUAGACAGUGUCGAUUUAUUUUUUUUCUU
Messenger RNA from Styela clava, 6994 nucleotides. The record is from RefSeq and is a predicted model, not a curated record. NCBI's taxonomy places the organism in Eukaryota, Metazoa, Chordata, Ascidiacea, Stolidobranchia, Styelidae.